Molecule: messenger RNA, 315 nt
Organism: Dibothriocephalus latus
Lineage: Eukaryota; Metazoa; Platyhelminthes; Cestoda; Diphyllobothriidea; Diphyllobothriidae
Source: the annotation of a GenBank genome assembly
GGCGCCUACGAUUCCGGGUCUGGAGAAUCUGGCCCAAUUCUCGCCAGCACCACAAUUGAGGUCCUACGUCUGAUUGGCCGCUACAUGCAAAUGAUGCAACUGCUGAAACCCAUCGCCAGCGAGGUUAUGCACUGUAUUGGACAACUUUUUGACUACUACCUCUUUGUGACCAGAUUUGCCAUCCCAGAUUGUAUAGCCAAUCGGCACCAGGAGGAAUUGUUGCAGAGCAGCGACUUGCAAGCUAUUGGGGAGGUCAUCCAACGUCACCUUGUGGGCAUCGAGUCGCUCGUCUUUCUGGCUACCAUUUUGGAAACA